AUGGCCACCCGCUCGCAGCAACCGCCGCCGCCGCCGCCGAAAAAACCCCAAGCCCCAGCCUCAGGCACCACCAUAAGCUCCCUCGGCGACGACCUCCUCCUUCAGAUUUUCCUCCGCCUGCCCUCCCUCCCGAGCCUCGUCCGCGCCGCGCUCGCCUGCCGCUCCUUCCUCGCCGCCGUCCGCUCCUCCCUCGCCUUCUGCCGCCGCUUCGCCGCGCUCCGCCCGCCCCCUCUCCUUGGCUUCUUCUUCAACUAUGAUGGCGCUCAGAUGCCGUCGUUCAAGCCCAUUCGCCGCAGCUCGGACCCGGACCACGCCGCCGCCGUCCGCGGCGCCGACGUCUUCCUCACCCGCGUCCCCGGCCACAAUGACGCCUCCCCCGAGUGGCAGAUCGGCCGGGCCUGGUUGUGCCGUGGCGGCUUGCUCCUACUCCUCAAUCAGAGUACGGAGCAGAUGGCUGUCUACAACCCCCUCUCGCGGGCCCUGGAUCUCUUCCCCACGCCGCCCGACGGGUUGUCCGACGGUCGCCGCGGCAAGUGCGUCUACAUGGAUCCCUUCUUGCUCUCCUCUGACGGGAUCCCCGGAUCAUUCCGCGUGGUCACCGUCUGCCACGACAAGUCGCGGCUGCUCGCCGCCGUCUUCUCGUCGGUCACCAGGGCGUGGCAGGUUCUCCCCUGGUCCAAGCCCGGGCCGGCACAGCCGUCAGGCAAGAAGUGCUGGCUCCUCCAUGGCAGGCAGGUGAAUGGGAAAAUGUACUGGUCACAGAAGCAGGCCUACAAGGUGGUGCUGGACACGGCGACGCUGCAAUUCUCCUUCAUUGAUCUGCCGGAGCACUUGAAGGGGAAGGGCCACCUCUACAUGGCCGGGGAAGCCAAUGAUGGCAGGCCAUGUAUCGUCUCCGCAGCCGAUUUCACAUUGUCCAUUUGGUUCAGGAGAGCAGAUGCUGAUGGUGUUGAGAUGUGGAUGCUUGACAGUGUGAUCCCGUUGGAGGAAGAGGUUCUUCGGGCUACCAGUGGCUCACUGGAUGAUCAUGGUGACCUCAAAGUAUUAGCAAUUCUGGACGGCAUUGUCUACUUGUCAACCUUUGAAACAUUUAUAGAUGCUACUAUACCUUGCUGGUACCUAUUCUACUCCCUGGAAACAAGGAAGCUGGAAAAGAUCUUCCAUAAAAAAAGAGAUGGCCAUGAGCAUCCGUACAUCAUGGCGUGGCCUACUUUUCUUGUCAGUAACAAUGGGAGCCCUUGA
Messenger RNA from Panicum hallii, 1242 nucleotides. RefSeq lists its product as uncharacterized. Gene Ontology annotation, molecular function: protein binding. The record is from RefSeq and is a predicted model, not a curated record. Lineage: Eukaryota; Viridiplantae; Streptophyta; Magnoliopsida; Poales; Poaceae.